AGCACUAGUGAGGCUUCGCCGACCGCCAGCGAAGGGCCGGGCGCGCCGCACGCACAGGCAGCCAGCCACACUUCAGGGCUCGCUCACGCCAAACACUUGGGCGCACGGCAGCAGCGGCGCGACUUUGGCUGCGCUCACACUUGUACAAAAGAACACAAAGGCCUCUUCUGGGCAGUGAGCGGACAGAAUCCCGAGAGGGGGGGUUUUCACCGCGGUCCUCACUGAGCGGCUCGAGACAAGCAAGAGGAGUGUAUCCCCGUCGAUCAUGCCGGCCCCGUGGUGCUGCUGCUGAGGAGAGCUGACCACGACGCGCACGUCACCACGGGCAACAGAGAUGGUGGCCUCGGGUCUAACCCAAAGAUUGCUGCUGCUAUCUACACUCGCGCUGUGCUUCUAUAGCGCACUGUCUUCUAAUUACCCGGCAGGAUACCGGCAAUUCUAUCGCGACCCACGGUACAACCAAACCGGAUGGAACAAUGGCCGGGGCCAGGGCGGAGUCCAGCGAAAUGGUUAUAACGGCUACGCUGCUGAACAGCGAAACUGCAGCUCAUGCUCGGGAUGCAGGUGUAUAGGGGAAAAAGGAUCUCGGGGAACGCCGGGUGCAUCCGGUCCUCCAGGCCCUCCUGGCGUCCAGGGACACCCUGGACCCGAAGGUCUGCCUGGCGAUAAAGGAGAAAAAGGAGAAGCUGGCCGGGACGGACCCCGCGGCCCUAAGGGAGAACGGGGAAAAAUGGGCAUGCCUGGCUUCCCUGGAAUUAACGGAAUACCGGGCGUUCCGGGAUCUCCGGGAUCUAGAGGAACACCUGGCCUUGAUGGUUGCAAUGGUACAAAGGGAGAUCCUGGGCCGGUCGGUCCUCUUGGACCACACGGGCCGCCCGGUGACCCUGGCCCACCUGGUCCACCAGGACCGAGAGGAGAGCCCGCCUAUGGACCCCCUGGAACAAAAGGAGAGAAGGGUGACCCCGGACGCAAUGGUCAAGUUGGACCUCCCGGACCUCCAGGAGCUGAUGGCCUUCCUGGACAAAAGGGUGACGUUGGCCCUGAAGGACCACCGGGUUUCCGAGGAAAUGACGGACCAGUAGGACCUAAAGGAAACAUGGGCAUCGGUUUUACUGGAAGCAAGGGAGAGCCUGGUGAAAAGGGCUCCCAAGGGCCACGUGGAUUACCCGGGAACUGCAGCGAGCCAAGUCAUAAGGUUCCUGACAGUAUUGUUGGCCCUCCUGGCGAGAGAGGACCUAAGGGCAGCAAGGGUGAACCUGGUAUGAAAGGAGACCCAGGACAGUCUGGAAAUCCAGGACCCAGCGGAAAACACGGUGACAUUGGCAUGAAAGGAGAAAAGGGUUUGCCAGGCCACCCCGGUCCCAGGGGCAAAGAUGGCUACCCAGGUCCCGUAGGGCCGGCAGGAUUCAAGGGUGACAGAGGAGAUGAAGGUCUUCCUGGUUUGAAAGGCGUAAGCGGCCUGCGAGGUGACCCCGGCGUCCCCGGUGAACCAGGUCCUCGUGGUCUGCCAGGACCACCUGGUCUUCCAGGAGGAUCUCAAGGCAUGGCCGGUCCCGCUGGACCUCCUGGUCCUAAAGGUGCGCCAGGUCUACCUGGUCCACCCGGAAAAGAUGGAUUCCCCGGUGACCUUGGUCCUCGUGGUUUACCGGGAGAUCCCGGAGGACCUGGCCUACCCGGCAUACCAGGACGCGAAGGUCCACCUGGACCUAAGGGUGACAAGGGUGACAACGGACUUCCAGGCCUGCCUGGUCUUGAUGGCCCAACAGGCUACCCGGGAGCCCCAGGUCCCAAGGGUGAACCUGGUCCGAAGGGCGUCCCCGGCAUCUCCUACCCGGGUAUCAAAGGCAUGGAUGGAAGCAAUGGUCUUGAUGGCUUUCCUGGAGCCAAGGGAGAAAGGGGACCUAAAGGAGAGCGCGGUGCCCCCGGUGACUCUCUGGAGGGAAUUCCUGGUCGACCCGGUCCCGUUGGACCUAAGGGAGAUAAAGGCUACGACGGAUUACCCGGUACACCUGGCACACCUGGAACUCCAGGCUCCAAAGGUGAGAAGGGAGGAAGUUGCUCAUCCUGCGUGCCGGGCGCUAAGGGCGAGAAAGGUGAGCGUGGUCGUGAUGGAGCACCGGGUCAGGCUGGAGCGAGAGGCCAUGAUGGAAUUCAGGGUGCCCCUGGAGAACGCGGAGAUGACGGCCUACCCGGACCACCAGGACCACCUGGCGCCGAGGGUAUUCCCGGCAGGCCAGGCCGGGAUGGAGAACGGGGAGAAAAGGGUGAACCGGCAAUUUUCGACACACUAGUCAUCCCGCCGGGAGUAGGCCAGAAAGGAGAAAAGGGCGUACAAGGACUCUCAGGACCUCCCGGCUUCGACGGCCGUGAUGGACCUCCAGGACCUCCCGGUCUUGACGGAAUGCGUGGACUGAAGGGUGAAAAGGGUUUCCCUGGGGUUCCCGGAAGUCCCGGCCAGCCUGGAGUUGAGGGUCGGCCAGGUCCUAUGGGGCAGAAGGGAGACGCCGGAUAUGGUCGCAAGGGUGAACCGGGAGAGAGGGGCCCCAAGGGACAGCAAGGCUUCCAAGGAAUGAAGGGCGAGAAAGGGUUGCGUGGUCCACCAGGUCCUGGCAGCUUGACGGAACCAGUGCGUGGACCUUCUGGGCCUUCUGGAGAUACAGGUAGGCCUGGCCUUGACGGACUGCAGGGACCGAAGGGUGACGCUGGCAUUCCUGGUCGAGACGGAUUCCCGGGUGUGAAGGGAGAAAGGGGAGACUCUGGAUUUCCUGGACAGCCUGGUCCCAGAGGUCUACCGGGACCUCGUGGUGAGAAGGGUGAGCAGGGGCCUUCAGGAAUUCCCGGAGAACCAGGAGCAAAGGGCAACCCUGGACCACCAGGUCUCGACGGGCCCCCAGGACCCAUUGGUGAGCCUGGCUUCCCCGGCUCUGGCCUCCCAGGACCACCAGGUCUACCUGGCUUCCCUGGACUGAAGGGAGACAGGGGAUUCCCAGGAGGCCCCGGCCUGCCAGGUGAACCAGGACUGCCGGGAUUCCCGGGACCGAAGGGUGACACCGGUGCCCCAGGAUUGCCCGGUGUAUUGGGCGAAAAGGGUAACAAAGGUGAACCAGCGAGAGAAGGUACCCCCGGACCUCAAGGACUUCAAGGUUUGCCCGGACUCCCUGGGGAGAAAGGCGAGCCCGGCUACCCUGGCCUAUCAGGAUCACCUGGUGCACCAGGACUUCCAGGACAAAAGGGUGAAGCCGGCUUUCCUGGCCUUCCCGGUCUCCCUGGUUUUGAUGGAGCGCCAGGAGCGCCUGGAGAGCCCGGACGUGACGGAACUAUUGGCUUUCCGGGAGUACCAGGUGAAAAGGGUGACAAAGGAAGUCCUGGAUUCCCUGGAAUUUCUGGCCAGCGUGGUGCCGAUGGACUACCGGGUCUGGCUGGCGAAAAAGGCGACGCCGGCUACCCCGGUGCUCCUGGACCCGUCGGUCCCCCAGGAGCACCUGGAUUUAAAGGAGAACCUGGACUACCCGGAGUGCCAGGAGAAAAGGGUCUACCUGGAGACGUUUCCGAAAAGGGAGACAGAGGUUACCCGGGUCUUCCUGGAACCCCUGGCCCUGUUGGUCCCCCAGGAGAACCAGGUUAUGACGGAGUUUCUGGUCUAAAGGGAGAACCUGGACCACCAGGCCAAGGUCUGCCAGGCCUUCAGGGCCCGCCAGGAGAGAAAGGAGCUGAUGGGUUCCCAGGUGUCCCUGGAACACCAGGAGAGAAAGGUGCUGAUGGAGCACCUGGUUUUCCCGGUGCUAAGGGAGAUAGGGGCUUCCCCGGUAUCCCAGGCCCUCCAGGUCAACCUGGACGUGAUGGCGCACCAGGUAUACCAGGACCAAAGGGAUUGGAUGGUGCCCCAGGCUUACAAGGCAUCAAGGGAGACCGCGGACAAGAUGGCUAUCCGGGACCUACCGGUCCCGCCGGACCUGUCGGACCUACCGGAUCACCUGGUUUCCCCGGCCUAGACGGAGCGCCAGGCCAAAAGGGAGACCGUGGCUACCCUGGCAUCCCCGGCGUAAAGGGAGAAAAGGGUGUGAAGGGAGACGAAGGUGUUCCUGGCCUUCCAGGUUUUCCCGGUGACAAAGGAAACCGAGGAUACGAUGGAGUUCCCGGACUCCCAGGUGAAAAGGGAGACAGAGGGGCGCCCGGACUGCCGGGUCUUGCUGGCCUUGAUGGAGAACGAGGGUUCCCAGGUGCCCCCGGACCUCAGGGCCUUCCAGGACUUCCAGGACAAGGGGGAGUCGGUGCCAAGGGUGAAAAAGGCGACGUUGGUCGACCCGGCCUAGAUGGUUUUCCAGGAGUUCCAGGUUUUAAGGGCGAUGCGGGUUUUCCCGGUCUACCCGGUCAGAGAGGACCCCCAGGCGAGUCCCCCACUGAAGGUAUUCCUGGACAGAAGGGUGAGCGCGGCUACCCCGGCCCUCCUGGUCUGCCUGGUCAGGAUGGUUACCCAGGUCCCAAGGGCCAAGAUGGUUUCCCGGGCCGUGACGGUGAUAAGGGAGAUGCCGGCUUCCCAGGCCUUCCCGGACCCCCGGGACCACCUGGAGCACCAGGACUUCCCGGCCAAGAUGGAUACCCUGGCGUUUCUGGAGCAAAGGGUGACAAGGGUGACGCCGGAUUCCCGGGUCUUCCAGGAUUGGUUGGCCUCAAGGGAGAACCCGGUCUUCCUGGAUUCGCUGGUUUGGACGGUCCCCCCGGGUACCCUGGUGCUCAGGGAGACAGAGGAGAACCAGGCCUUGUAAUACAAGGUGAAAAGGGUGAGCGCGGACUACCAGGUCCUCCGGGGCUAGCAGGACCUAAGGGCAACCCAGGAGCUCCAGGUUUCCCAGGGCUCAAGGGAGAUGCUGGUCGACCAGGUCCACAAGGGCCUCCAGGACCAGUGGGUCCUGUGGGACCAAAGGGAGAACGUGGUCUUCAAGGUACUGCAGGUCUGCCAGGUCUGCCGGGAGCACAAGGUCAACCAGGCAAUCCGGGUCUGCCAGGGCUACCCGGUGGCGACUAUCUCAUGGGAAUCUUGCUGGUUCGCCACAGCCAGUCGGCCACCGUGCCGACCUGCUUCAAUGGCAUGACCAAGCUGUGGGAUGGCUACUCGCUCCUAUACAUCGAAGGCAACGAGAAGUCCCACAACCAAGAUCUCGGUUACGCCGGCUCUUGCCUGAGAAGAUUUAGCACGAUGCCGUUCCUGUUUUGUGACUUCAACAGCGUGUGCAAUUACGCAAGCCGUAACGACAAGUCGUACUGGCUUUCAACGAACGCCCCGAUACCAAUGAUGCCCGUCGGAGAAGACACCAUUAGGCAGUACAUCAGUCGAUGCGUGGUCUGCGAAGCCCCAGCCAAUGUCAUAGCAGUCCACAGCCAGUCCAUGUCAAUACCCGAGUGUCCAUCUGGAGGAUGGAACCAGUUGUGGAUCGGUUACAGUUUUGCCAUGCACACGGCCGCCGGCGCCGAAGGAGGUGGUCAGUCACUUUCCAGUCCCGGAUCCUGCCUCGAGGACUUCAGGGCCACACCGUUCAUUGAGUGUAACGGUGCGCGUGGCACGUGCCAUUACUUCGCCAAUAAGCUCAGCUUCUGGCUUUCCACUAUCGAACAGGACUUCCAGUUCGAACGGCCUGUCAGUGAAACGCUCAAGGCUGGCAAGCUUCGCAACCGUGUUAGUCGCUGUGCUGUAUGCAUCAAGGACUCAAACAUCGGCUUCUAGGCACACAGAUGGCGAGUAAAAGAACAACGGACAGUGCCCAACAGGAGAGCUAAGGACCCACACUAUAUGUAAUGGGGUGGAAUGAGGUUCCGAAACACGAUGUGGGUCCUUCUUUUCUUUUUUUUUGCACUUGACUCAAAAAAAAAUUUUAUUGUUGUUGUUGUUACUGUUUUCUACUUCUUUUUUGUUUUUUCCUUUCAUCAGCACAGGUGGAACCCAGCUUGUCUUCUUGCCGUUUUGUUGCAGGAUAGUAAACGGCGCAUUUGUACAUGUUUUCAUCGUAGCUCUUGAACUUAAACGGUGCUUCUUUUUGUUUUCUUCUAGACUCGACGCUAACAUGCAAAGCUGCUUAGCAGCAAACUGCCAAGUCAAAAUACCACACGUACCAACACACAUUAAUGAUACUCGAAAACACCUAUGAAGUGAAUGCUCUUUUAAUCAGACAAUCAGGAACGCUUACUGUGCGAUUCAUGCUGGUGCUGUCCGCAAGUUUGCCAGUUACAAUGCAAGGUAGCAGUGGAGAACUUGUCCCUGUAUUUAAUAUCAUUUGUUUUGCUUGAGCGUCUACCUUUUUUCUUGUUAUGCUGCUGCGACCAAUGAGUGGAUCAAGGGUUCAAAACUUGAGAUACAUCGUCACGACAUACAUCUGCACCACUUUCGCUUUUGCAAAGUACGCCAAGCAGUUCUCUUCCUCUUUUUUCCCCUCUUUCAACAAUGUGUGCUGCAUUUUCUCCUGUAACACUGCCAUUUUUAUAUUAUCAGACCAAUUUUGUAGGCUGUACAACCUCACUGUGUGACGUCAAAUGUGUUGUUUACUUGAGCAGCGCAGUCUAGAAUUGUUUUUCUUUUAGAGCAUCAUGUUUGAGGCUUCUGGGGUCGGGGAACACUGCCAUUGAACUUAAACUAGUCGCUCUGUGUAAAAAAAUUAUGUUGCAUAAAAUAAAACAAUGCUAAGCAUUUUUAUGUUCCUAAA
Rhipicephalus microplus (southern cattle tick) is the source of this 6695-nucleotide messenger RNA. RefSeq names its product Collagen type IV alpha 1 (gene Col4a1). Gene Ontology annotation, biological process: extracellular matrix organization. NCBI's taxonomy places the organism in Eukaryota, Metazoa, Arthropoda, Arachnida, Ixodida, Ixodidae. The record is from RefSeq and is a predicted model, not a curated record. Gene Ontology annotation, cellular component: collagen trimer. Gene Ontology annotation, molecular function: extracellular matrix structural constituent conferring tensile strength.